Messenger RNA from Lactuca saligna, 1668 nucleotides. The record is from the annotation of a GenBank genome assembly. NCBI's taxonomy places the organism in Eukaryota, Viridiplantae, Streptophyta, Magnoliopsida, Asterales, Asteraceae.
AUGCUUAGUGGAGGCUCAUUGGAGAAGAUAACUGAAAAGCCACCGGAGGUGACCCUCUGUCCAUCUCUUACUCUCUGCGCGUCGCAGCCUCCGGCCUCCGCCCCUGCUGCCGUCGUGCUCCGCCACUCCUCCCUGCUCCACCGCGGCCAGUCCCCUGCCGCUGCAACGUGUUACUCCCCAUCAACCAUGAUUUACACAGCUAUCGAUACAUUCUAUCUAACUGAUGAACAGCUUGAGAACACACCUUCUAGAAAAGAUGGAAUAGAUGAAGCCACUGAAACAACACUUAGAAUAUACGGAUGUGAUCUUAUCCAAGAAAGUGGCAUUUUACUCAAGGUACCACAACAAGUAAUGGCCACAGGUCAAGUUCUAUUUCAUCGCUUCUACUGCAAGAAAUCUUUUGUUCGAUUCAAUGUAAAGAGAAUUGCUGCAAGUUGUGUUUGGCUUGCUUCAAAACUAGAGGAAAACCCUAGAAGAGCAAGACAUGUCCUCAAUGUUUUUCAUAGAAUGGAAUGUAGAAGAGAGAAUCUACCUAUAGAGCAUUUAGAUGCAUUCUCAAAGAAAUAUACAGAAUUGAAGAUGGAUUUGAUUCGAUCUGAAAGACAUUUGUUAAAGGAAAUGGCUUUCAUUUGUCAUGUGGAACACCCUCAUAAAUUCAUAUCAAAUUACCUUGCUACCCUUGAAACACCCCCUGAGUUGACUCAAGAAGCUUGGAAUCUUGCGAAUGAUAGCUUGAGAACAACUUUAUGUGUUCGAUUCAAGAGUGCAGUGGUGGCAUGUGGUGUUGUAUAUGCUGCUGCUAGAAGAUUCCAUGUCCCCCUCCCUGAAAAUCCUCCAUGGUGGAAAGCUUUUGAUGCUGAUAAAUCAGGUAUAGAUGAAGUUUGUAGAGUUUUAGCUCAUUUAUAUACUCUACCAAAAGCACAAUAUAUACCUGUAUGCAAAGAAGGUGGCUCAUUCACUGUGUCUAAUCGCUCUUGGGAUUCCCCCUCCCAACCCCUUCCCAAGGAAUCACAAAUGAUCGAUGAUGCAAAUGUAAACAAGGUGUCUGUGGUGUCGGUGUCUCCGGCAUGUGUGAUUCUGGAGAAAGCCGGAAUCGGAAUUGGAAUUGGAAAGGGGAAAGAUUCAACAAAGAGUGAUGAUGUUGAUGAGAAAGUUGAGAAUCAGAGUGUUGUUCCGAUUCCGGUUGAGGGGGAAUCUGUUUCCAAAAGCAAAGAAAGGGAAAGGGAAAGGGAGAGAUAUAAAAGAGGGAGGGAUUCGGAAAGGGAAAGGGAAAGGGAUGAUAGAGAAAAAGUCAAAGAUAGGAGUCAUCGGUCAAAGGAUAGAGGAGGAAAGGAUUCAGGACAUGGUGAAAAACCGAAACAUCAUUCUUCACGAGAUCGGGACUAUCAUGGCUCGACGUAUUCCUCAAGGGAGAAGGAUCGACACAGACAUCAUUCGUAUGGUUAAUAUUUGCUAAAAAGCUUUCCAUGUUCAUAUCUCUUAUAUCAAGUUUGUGAGGUUUAUUGACAUUUUUACCCUUAAUAGUUUACUCUAAAACAUCUUUCAAUUUUUUUUUUGACAUGUAGGGAUGUUGUAAUUUUGCAAUAUCUCAGAAGUUUCAUUCUAACUUUAUAAAAGGACUAUUGUGUUUUAAUUAUAUCUUCUUGACAAAUCGUGAUUUAAAAAGUG